ACAUCGCAACGCGAUGAAAUAUGAUGACGUUUGCGUACGCAGCCAAAACAUUGUUUUGGUUUGCGCAGCGGCGUGACUUCAGAGAGAAUCAAAACACGUGAAAUCGGAACCGGAUCGGAACGUUUUAGUGCGUUAGAAAAGAUGCCCGAAGCGAUGGAACGGUUGCCGGAAAAGCCUCGAAUCUACUUGGAAGAGUACAAGCUGAAGCAGGACGCGAACGAUUAUGGGCUAGCGGACGAUUUCUGGGACUUUGAGCGGUUCAAGAGGCAGCUGCAGAUUGUGGUCGUGCGAUACGAGGAAAACGAGCUGGAAUUCGACAUGAUCGGAGUGAGUCCGGCGAUUGCGAACGCGUUCCGGCGGUUGAUGCUGAGCGAGGUGCCGAGUAUGGCCAUCGAGAAGGUGCACAUCUACAACAACACUUCGAUCAUCCAGGACGAGGUGCUCGCGCACCGGCUUGGGUUGAUUCCGUUGAAGGCGGAUCCGCGCCUGUUUGAGUAUAAAACCAACGAGGGCGAUGCGGCCAACGCGCAGGACACGCUGGAGUUUGAGCUGAAGGUCAAGUGCACCAAGAAGAACAAAGACUCGACCGAGGUGACCAACAACGACAGCAUGUACAAGAACCACAGCAUCUAUUCCGGCCAGAUCAAGUGGGUUCCGGUGGGCAACCAGGCGUCCAUCUACAAGGAAGCCGACGUGGGACCGAUCGACGACGACAUCCUGAUCAGUCGAAUGAGACCGGGCCACGAGUUCGACAUCAAACUGUUCGCCGUGAAGGGAGUCGGCAAGGAUCACGCCAAGUUCUCGCCGGUGGCCACCGCUUCGUACCGGCUGCUGCCGGAGAUCCACCUGAAGCGACCGGUCGUCGGAAACUAAGCGCUGCUGCUGCAAAAGUGCUUUUCGCCUGGGGUGAUCGAAAUCGACAAGGACGACCAAGCGUACGUGAAGGACGCCCGGUACGACAGCUGCAGCCGGAACGUGUACCGGUAUCCGCAGCUGGCGGACAGUGUCACGAUGAGUCGUGUCCGGAACCACUUUAUCUUCAACGUGGAGUCGCUCGGGGCGCUCAAACCGGACGUGAUCUUCGUCGAAGCCGCAAAAGUGCUCAAGAAGAAGUGCAAGAUGUUUUUGGAUGAAAUUAAAGGAAACUAAAGUGUUGCUUUGAAAUAAA
Messenger RNA from Culex pipiens pallens (northern house mosquito), 1168 nucleotides. It is a transcript of the gene Polr1C, whose product is annotated as DNA-directed RNA polymerases I and III subunit RPAC1. Gene Ontology annotation, cellular component: RNA polymerase III complex; RNA polymerase I complex. The transcript has a single exon. NCBI's taxonomy places the organism in Eukaryota, Metazoa, Arthropoda, Insecta, Diptera, Culicidae. Gene Ontology annotation, molecular function: DNA binding; protein dimerization activity. The record is from RefSeq and is a predicted model, not a curated record. Gene Ontology annotation, biological process: DNA-templated transcription.